Messenger RNA from Coregonus sp. 'balchen', 42347 nucleotides. The record is from the annotation of a GenBank genome assembly. NCBI's taxonomy places the organism in Eukaryota, Metazoa, Chordata, Actinopteri, Salmoniformes, Salmonidae.
AUGGAGAACGCUCACACAAAGACGGUGGAGGAAGUUUACAGCCAUUUCAACGUGAACGAAAGCACAGGUCUCGGUGUAGACCAGGUGAAGAGGCAGCGGGAAAAAUGGGGACCUAACGGUGAGUAAUAAAAAAAUAAAAAAGUGAUAUAUCCCUUGCCUGGCAACACGCUGCACGGCCUGUUAGCUAGCUAGCAUUCUUCAGCAACCGGCACGGUUGAAAAAAUAUUGGUGACGUCAUGAGCAUGUUCAGUCUGACAGACAAUGACUGUAAAAAAUAAAUAAAAAAGACUGAAAUAAUUUAUGUAAAAUAAAAUGCUGUACAUUUAAAAUGAUCUGCCGGUUCUAAACGAUGUUCAGUACCUAUGUCUUGGCUAUGUUUAGUUCCUCCAGUCCACGUCUAUCUAAUGUAAUUUCCCUUUUGAAACACUUUUUCGGAAAACAUUCAUGUUUUGUUGUAGCAGUUUUUCUCAACUCCACGAUGUACAUCGCAUCAAUUCCUUCAGAAAGUAAUCACACCCCUUGAGACUUUUUCCAUAUUUUGUUGUUGCAGACUGAUUUUAAAAUUGAAUGAAUUGAUAUUUUGUGUCAUACACUAUACACAUACACAAUACCCCAUAAGGUCAAAGUGGAAUUAUGUUUUACACAUUUAAUUAAAAAUGAAAAGCUGAAAUGUCUUGAGUCAAUAACUAUUCAGCCCUUUUGAUAUGGCAAGCCUAAAUACGUUCAGGAGUAAAAAUGUGCUUAAGUUGCAUGGACUCACUGAGUGCAAUAAUAGUGUUUAACAUGAUUUUUGUAAGACUACUUAAUCUCUGUAGCCACACAUACAAUUAUCUUUAAGUGAAUUUCAAACCUAGAUUCAACCACAAAGACCAGGGAGGUUUCCAAUGCUUCGCAAAGAAGGGCACCUAUUGGUAGAUGGGUAAAAGCAGACAUUGAAUAUCCCUUUGAGCAUGGUGAAGUUAUUAAUUACACUUUGGAUGGUGUAUCAAUACAGUCACUACAAAGAUACAGAUGUCCUUCCUAACUCAGUUGCUGGAGAGGAAGGAAACUGCUCAGGGAUUUCACCAUGAGGCCACUGGUGACUUUAAAACAGUUAGUUUAAUGGCUGUGAUAGAACGGAGGAUGGAUCAACAUUGUACUUACUCCACAAUACUAACUUAAUGAUAGCGUGAAAAGGAAGCCUGUACAGAAUAAAAAUAUAUUUUUAAAAAUGCAUUCUGUUUGUAAUAAGGCACUAAAUUUAAACUACAAAAACAUUUGGUAAAGAAAUUAACUUCAUGUCCUGAAUACAAAGCGCUAUGUUUGGGGCAAAUCCAACACAACACGUCACUGAGUACCACUCUACGUAUUUUCAAGCAUGGUGGUGGCUGCAUCAUGUUAUGGGUAUACUUGUCAUCGGCUAGGACUAGGAAGGUUUUUAGGAUAAAAAUAAAUGGAAUAGAGCUAAGCACAGGCAAAAUCCUAGAGGGAAACCUGGUUCAGUCUGCUUUCCAACAGACUCUGGAAGACAAAUUCACCUUUCAGCAGGACAAUAACCUAAAACACAAGGCCAAAUAUACACUUGAGUUGCUUGCCCAGAUGACAUUGAAUGUUCCUGAGUGGCCUAGUUACAGUUUUGACUUAAAUCGGCUUGAAAAUCUAUGGCAAGACUUGAAAAUGGCUGUCAAGUAAUGAUCAACAAUCAACUUGAGAGCUUUAAAAAAUAUAUAUAUAUAUAUAUAAUUUGCUAAUAUUGUACAAUUCAGGUGUGCAAAGUUCUUAGACUGUAAUCGCUGCCAAAGGUGAUUCUAACGUAUUGACUCGGGUGUGAAUACUUAUGUAAAUUAGGUAUUUCUGUAUUUCAUUUGCAAAAAUUUCUGAUCUAGUUUUCACUUUGUCAUUGUGUGGAGAUGGGUGAGAUAAUCCAUUUUGAGUUCAGUUUGUAACACAACAAAAUGUGGAAUAAGUCAAGGCGUAUGAAUACUUUCUGAAGGCUCUGCACAUAUGGUUGAGAAACCCAGCUAGCUAGUUAUGUUGUAACAUUCCGGGACACGCUCUUUUCACUCUACUUUGAUACAAAGUGAUUUUUGUAGUCGGUUACGAGAGCAUUUUCACUAACCCUUAUCCUAACCUGCUGCGUAAGUUCUCCUAACCCGUUACGAAAAAGUCACUUUGGUAUCGAAGUGGCAUAAAGAGUGUUUCCCGUAACAUUUCUCUCUCACUGUUGUCCUCUUUCCGGUGUGGUAUCCCUUGGAUGAAUUGCAGAAUUGCCUGCUGAGGAGGGUAAGCAAAUCAUUUCUUUUUGGAUAAUUUACUUAUUCUAAAGCCACAUUUAGAAGGUAUCCCGUUAUUUGGAUGCAAUCAAACCCUCUAUUUUGUUCUCUUAGGAAAAUCUUUAUGGGAACUGGUGGUUGAACAGUUUGAAGAUCUGCUUGUGAGGAUUCUUCUUCUUGCAGCCUGCAUAUCCUUUGUAAGUAUAAAAUGACUCAAUUCAGGCACAUCAGGAUCAUAGUAAGGUUCAUAUCUGUCCAGAAUAAGUAUAUGAGCAUAAUUGGGGCACGCACAUCUCUUCUAGGGCAGAUAGUACUGAAUAGGGUUUUCUUUAGGGCUCAAACACACCAAUGGUGUUUGCCUGCCGAGAGUACUUGUGAACCAAUUUUACAUGUUGAAUUGCACUGAAAAUGUCAGCAGUCGGAUGUCAACAGCGCGCUGAACGAUUUGUAGACAAACGGGAGAUCCACAUUCAGUGCGAUGUGUGCCACCAUUUAGAAAAUGCAAGCCCCUAGGUUUUCAUUAGGCUAAUGCCCACAGCUCAAGCCUCAUGAUGGAUUUAUAUAGAAUCUGUCUCUAUUCUGGUGAAAAUGUAAUGGUGAACUGGCGUUUGUCCAGUAAUAUAGGAAUAAUUGGUUAUUGCUCCUACUUGUAUGUCUUUACAUCUUAGUUUACUGCAUUGGAAUGAGGGGUGUGAGUGGGGGACAGCUGAGAAAGUUAUCCUAGUCUGCUAUGUUGAGAACAUAAUUGAUGGAGAUAGAAACUCAAUCUGUUAGUUAGUCACUGGUCGUCAGCCAUUUACUUACACAUUGUUUUGAGCCUCCCUUUUCUGCUUUUGCCCAAUUAUGCCUCUUCUACUCCCUGUAGUAUGAUCCUAUCCAAUCCCUUUUAAAAUCCUUCAGGGGUAAAAGUUGAUCUGGACAUCAACGAUGCUUGUGUUUUAUUUCAUAAGUGGCCUCACCAGUCGUGACAGAUCCCGGUGAGUGCCGAGUUCACCUCUCAGCCAGCAGCAUACCACCCUGAAGGCCGCUGCUGGCUUGCCUCUGAAGCUAAGCAGGGUUGGUCCUGGUCGGUCCCUGGAUGGGAGACCAAAUGCUGCUGGAAGUGGUGUUGCAGGGCUAGUAGGAGGCACUAUUUCAUCUGUUCUAAAAAAAAAAAUAUCCCAAUGCCCCAGGGCAGUGAUUGGGGACAUUGCCCUGUGUAGGGUGCCGUCUUUCGGAUGGGAUGUUAAACGGGUGGCUCAUUCAUCCAUCCUCCUCUCCCCUGUAACUAUUCCCCAAGUCGUUGCUGUAAAUGAGAAUGUGUUCUCAGUGAACUUACCUGGUAAAAUAAGGCUUAAAUAAAUACAAAUGCAAUACAACAUUUUCCUUCCUGUAGCCCAGUGGUUCUCAAACCUCUCCUCGGGGACCCCCAGAUGUUUCUCAAUUUUCUGGUGUAGCCCUCAACUAGCUCACCUGAUUCACGUAGUCCAGGGCUUGAUGAUUAGUUGGCAAGUUGAAUCAGGUGUGCUAGCUCUGGAAUAGAUCAAAUACAUGGAAUGGCUGGGGGUCCCCGAGGAGAGUUUUGAGAACCACUGCUCUAGCCUAGUUGGCUGAUAUUCAAUGCCACCUCGCUGUAAAUAUCACCAGCAGCAAGGACACAUGGUGAUGAUGGUCAGGAAUCUAGCCUGUAAAUCACAUCCAGUAUUAGGCAGAUCACACACACUCAAGUCCCGAGUGUGCUUGAGCUGUCAAGCUGUUCACAUUUGACAUUUGAUUUGAUAGGCUGUACCUCAGUGUUAGGAGGAGGAGAAUCCUAUGUGACACAUUUCUGGUUCUGGCCUAGAUUCUGAUUGAGCGGACAAGUUACUCCUGUCCCUGUUCUGAAAUAGUCUGAGAAACCUCUCCCAUUCUCUGGAGAAGAUUUGCUGAAUUGGGACUGAAACGCUGUCAUUACGCUCAAUACAUUUACUAAUGCACAGUAGAGAGAGGCUUUCAAUCCCCUAUUUAUAGCUCAAAUGAUUGUCAUUAUAUUAUUGACUGUGUUUUUGCCAGAGAGCUUGACAAGGCUAAUUAGUUGGCCUUUAUAAAUACUGUUGUGUGGGAGGCUACCACUCCAGCCCUUUGAAGUGUAGACUAGUUUGAGAUGUACAGUUGUCAGUAACUUCUACCAUUGUACCCUCCAUUUCUCAGUCAUUUCUGGGAGGUAAAAUGUUUGUGCCUCAUCAGAUUGAUUUGAUCUCUUACGUAAUCUGGUCAAUCAAACUGCGCUGGUUAAAACCUAUGCAUCCGAUUUCAGUGGCUGAGAAGGAGGACUUUAUGGAAAUGUCACCACUUCAAAGAGUGGUCGCUCGCUGUUUUCAGAUAGAGGAUUGAAUGCUUAGCCAAAGGCUGGGUGCCUGAACAGGAUAGAGUUGUGCGGUGCUUUGAAUUUGAACUACUACAGUUAUUAGCAAUAGCAUGUUCAACUAGGGCUGUGACGGUCAUGGAAUUUUGGAUGAUGUUUGUCAGCCAAUUGACCGCGGUCACCGUUAUAAUUGUUCUAAUGGCAAAACAAAUGUUUUCUUUUUUAUUUAAGACACACAUUUUCAACUCUCCUCCGCUCCUGAAUGCCUGUGCUCCUGCAAAAUGUGCAUGAAAGUUAGCUAGCUAGCUAAUGUGCUUGCUAGCUUAACCAGUCUCCAAAUCAAUCCAUAUGAAAUGAAAGAUAUGCUAACAACGCCAGUUCACACACGCUCAAUGCUGAAUACGCCCUCUAGCUAGCUAGUGAAGUGAAGUUCUUGCAAAUGGCACAAUGUUUUCAUGAUAACGCAGUUUCUGUUCUGCCGUGGUUAGUGCACUGCUCUCUCUUGUUCAUUGAGAGUCACUAUUGGCUGCUUGAUUUGUCACUAUAAGUCGCUAGAUUACGUUUUGCCCUUGCCGCGAUGACGUCACAGCACAAAUUUGCCUUGUUGCCGCACAGCUGCGGUUCCCCCUCUUUACAUUUUUUAAAUUAUACUUCUUUGGAUGAGUUCCACAAUUUGUUACACGGAUGGCUCCAGGCAACUGUGUCGCGUUAGAAUAAUGGCACCUGUCGGAAGAUGAUGCACGUUGUAAAGUUACCGUGGACACAAACUCAACUGCAUGAAUGCCCCGCUGUUCCGUCUUCAGUCAGCUGUUCGUUCCACAUACAUUUUUCCCUCACUGUAUAUAUAAAAAAAUGUAUUUGAUUCCCUGCUGAUUUUGUACGUUUGCCCACUGACAAAGAAAUUAUCAGUCUAUGAUUUGAAUGGUAGGUUUAUUUGAACAGUGAGCGACAGAAUAACAACAACAAAAUCCAGAAAAACGCAUGUCAAAAAUGUUAUAAGUUGAUUUGCAUUUUAAUGAGGGAAAUAAAUAUUUGACCCCUCUGCAAAAUAUGACUUACUACUUAGUGGCAAAACCCUUGUUGGCAAUCACAGAGGUCAGACGUUUCUUGUAGUUGGCCACCAGGUUUGCACACAUCUCAGGAGGGGUUUUGUCCCACUCCUUUUUGCAGAUCUUCUCCAAGUCAUUAAGGUUUCGAGGCUGACGUUUGGCAACUCGAACCUUCAGCUCCCUCCACAUAUUUUCUAUGGGAUUAAGGUCUGGAGAUUGGCUAGGCCACUCCAGGACCUUAAUGUGCUUCUUCUUGAGCCACUCCUUUGUUGCCUUGGCCGUGUGUUUUGGGUCAUUGUCAUGCUGGAAUACCCAUCCACGACCCAUUUUCAAUGCCCUGGCUGAGGGAAGGAGGUUCUCACCCAAGAUUUGACGGUACAUGGCCCCGUCCAUCGUCCCUUUUGAUGCGGUGAAGUUAUCCUGUCCCCUUAGCAGAAAAACACCCCCAAAGCAUAAUGUGUCCACCUCCAUGAUUGACAGUGGGGAUGGUGUUCUUGGGGUCAUAGGCAGCAUUCCUCCUCCUCCAAACACGGCGAGUUGAGUUGAUGCCAAAGAGCUCAAUUUUGGUCUCAUCUGACCACAACACUUUCACCUAGUUCUCCUCUGAAUCAUUCAGAUGUUCAUUGGCAAACUUCAGACGGGCCUGUAUAUGUGCUUUCUUGAGCAGGGGGACCUUGCGGGCACUGCAGGAUUUCAGUCCUUCACGGCAUAGUGUGUUACCAAUUGUUUUCUUGGUGACUAUGGUCCCAGCUGCCUUGAGAUCAUUGACAAGAUCCUUCCAUGUAGUUCUGGGCUGAUUCCUCACCGUUCUCAUGAUCAUUGCAACUCCACGAGGUGAGAUCUUGCAUGGAGCCCCAGGCCGAGGGAGACUGACAGUUAUUUUGUGUUUCUUCCAUUUGCGAAUAAUCGCACCAACUGUUGUCACCUUCUCACCAAGCUGCUUGGCGAUGGUCUUGUAGCCCAUUCCAGCCUUGUGUAGGUCUACAAUCUUGUCCCUGACAUCCUUGGAGAGCUCUUUGGUCUUGGCCAUGGUGGAGUUUGGAAUCUGAUUGAUUGCUUCUGUGGACAGGUGUCUUUUAUACAGGUAACAAGCUGAGAUUAGGAGCACUCCCUUUAAGAGUGUGCUCCUAAUCUCAGCUCGUUACCUGUAUAAAAGACACCUGGGAGCCAGAAAUGUUUCUGAUUUGAGAUGGGGUCAAAUACUUAUUUCCCUCAUUAAAAUGCAAAUCAAUUUAUAACAUUUUUGACAUGCGUUUUUCUGGAUUUUGUUGUUGUUAUUCUGUCUCUCACUGUUCAAAUAAACCUACCAUUAAAAUUAUAGACUGAUCAUUUCUUUGUCAGUGGGCAAACGUACAAAAUCAGCAGGGGAUCAAAUACUUUUUUCCCUCACUGUAGACUACCGGUCAAACGUUUUAGAACACUUACUCAUUCAAGGGUUUUGCUUUAUUUUUUACUAUUUUCAACAUUGUAGAAUAAUAGUGAAGACCUUAAAACUAUGAAAUAAUACACAUGGAAACAUGUAGUAACCAAAAAAGUAUUUUAUAUUUGAGAUUCUUCAAAUAGCCACCCUUUGCCUUGAUGACAGCUUUGCACACUUGGCAUUCUCUCAAUCAGCUUCAUGAGGUAGUCACCUGGAAUUCAUUUCAAUUAACAGGUGUGCCUUUUUAAAAGUUAAUUUGUGGAAUUUCUUUCCUCCUUAAUGCGUUUGAGCCAAUCAGUUGUGUUGUGACGAUGUUGAGGGGGGUAUACAGAAGAUAGCCCUAUUUGCUAAAAGACCAAGUCUAUAUUAUGGCAAAAACGGCUCAAAUAAGCAAAGAGAAACGUCAGUCCAUCGUUACUUUAAGACAUGAAGGUCAGUCAAUCUGGAAAAUUUCAAGAACUUUCAAAGUUUCGUCAAGUGCAGUCGCAAAAACCAUAAAGCACUAUGAUGGAACUGGCUCUCAUGAGGACCGCCACAGGAAUGGAAGACCCAGAGUUACCUCUGCUGCAGAGGAUAAGUUCAUUAGAGUUACCAGCCUCAGAAAUUGCAGCCCAAAUAAAUGCUUCACAGAGUUCAAGUAACAGACACAUCUCAACAUCAACUGUUCAGAGACUCGGAAUGUAUAAAACAUUGACUCAGGCCUUCGUGGUCGAAUUGCUGCAAAGAAACCACUACUAAAGGACACCAAUAAGAAGAAGAGACUUGCUUGGGCCAAGAAACACGAGCAAUGGACAUUAGACCGGUGGAAAUGUGUCCUUUGGUCUAGAGUCCAAAUUGGCGUUAUGAUGUGGGGGGUGCUUUGCUGGUGACACUGUCUGUGAUUUAUUUAGAAUUCAAGGCACACUUAACCAGCAUGGCUACCACAGCAUUCUGCAGCGAUACGCCAUCCCAUCUGGUUUGGGCUUAGUGGGACUAUCAUUUGGUUAUCAACAGGACAAUGACCCAACACACCUCCCAGGCUGUGUAAGGCCUAUUUGACUAAGAAGGAGAGUGAUGGAGUGCUGCAUCAGAUGACCUGGCCUCCACAAUCCCCCGACCUCAACCCAAUUGAGAUGUUUUGGGAUGAGUCGGACAGCAGAGUGAAGGAAAAACAGCCAACAAGUGCUCAACAUAUGUGGGAACUCCUUCAAGACUGUUGGAAAAGCAUUCCAGGUGAAGCUGGUUGAGAGUAUGCCAAGAGUGUGCAAAGCUGUCAUCAAGGAAAAGGGUGGCUACUUUGAAAAAUCUCAAAUAUAUUUUGAUAUAACACUUUUUUUUUGGUUACUAAAAUACAUAAUUCCAUUUGUGUUAUCAUAGUUUUGAUUUCUUCACUAUUUUUCUACAGUGUAGAAAAUAAUAAAAAAUAAAGAAAAACCCUUGAAUGAGUAGGUGUUGUAAAACUUUUGACCGGUAGUGUAUACUUUUUUUUAAACGUAUGACUUGUUUUAUUUUCAUGACGAUUUUCAUCCAUAAUCGGUGGUUAAACGAUUAUACAAUUACCACGCUAGCCAUAUGUUCAACAUUGGAUUUGAUUGAUGUAACUGGAAGUCCUUGCACAAGGCGCUGAUGUGUAGCAUUUGUCCACUGACAUCUCUUUGCAAUAGCAUUCGCUUGCCUAGAUGUAUAGAUGCCAAGGUCUUGGAUGGGCUUGUGCUGACCACAUUUUCAGCCCAGACGAGCCUUGUCACUCUCCAAAUGCUAUUUUCACCCAAAUUGAAUAACUCCUUGUUACCAAGUGAUGGCCUUUGCCCUGAUUUUGCAAUAUUGCUCCUGGCUCUGCUACCUUGCCUCUGGCUCGCCUCAUCUCUAGUGUUGCGCGAAACUUCUGUACUUUUUCGAUACAAAACACGUGUUUUUUACAUUGGAUAAAAGCAGAGACACAGAGCUACAAAAUGGUAUAUCAUUUAUCAUUAUAUCAAAGUAAUUCUGCUCAGCCCAGUCAAAGCUAUUUGCUGCUCUGGCACCCCAAUGGUGGAACAAGCUCCCCCAUGAUGCCAGGACAGCAGAGUCACUGACCACCUUCCGGAGACACUUGAAACCCUACCUCUUUAAGGAAUACCUGGAAUAGUAUAACAGUAAUCCUUUUACCCCCCCCAUAAAAAAAAAAGGGUGGUUGUCCCACUGGCUAUCCUAGGUUGAAUGCACCAAUUUGUAAGUCGCUCUGGAUAAGAGCAUCUGCUAAAUGACUUAAAUGUAAAAUAAACUUGUGAUCUCACUUUUGAGAAAAUGGUCUUUGAAUGUUUUGGUACCUACUGAAGAGCUCUUCUUUGUCAAUACCUUUUUUAAACUUAUAAAGAUUUUAUAAGUGUGAAUAUUUGUAGCUAUUUUUUAUGUAAAUACCUGCACUCAACUUGUGCAAUACGUUUGGAGAUAAAUCGGAUCGAGUUCUUCAUUUCACCUGUCACAAUUUUACAUUUUGAAGCUUACCGGUAGUCCCAGCCACGUGGUGUUUGUUUACCAGCGCACAACGACGAGAGACCGGAGGCUUGUGAGUCAUUCACUGUUGUGCAGCCAGGUGAUCUAGUUACAGUAUGGAUUUCACCACAAAAUGUUUGCAAGCUAGAUAUCUUAUAAAUAUUUGGGUCAACUGUCUAAAAUGUGCUAAAUGCUCUGCAGUUGUGCAUUUGGUUGACUAAUUUAGCUAAGUGGUUAGCUUCUUUCAAAAUCAAGUUUUGCUUGGUAACAGUAGAGAAUUCCCUCCUGGAUCAAGAGCCUUGCUGUCUAAUAUUUGCUUUGUCCAUGGAGCAAAUUGUGAAUAGUAUUUUUUUUGUUACUUGUAUAACUUCAUGAGCUGGGAUUUCUGUCUUUACAAAUACUUUAGGUAAGAGACUGUAUAAAAUGUUCUCAAUGCUCUCGUUAGCAUUCUCUAUGGGAAUUGCAUGUACUUGUUUAGUAUUGCUAACCUUCGGGUUACAAUAGUGCCCCUUGUGUUCAAUGCUGGUAUUACCGAAUAUCCUGGUAUGGCACAAGGUCUGUAUGAAGGUAUGACAAUCUGGAUACCGCCCAAGCAUAGUUGCUUGUACAUUUGUUUUAUUUAGACCUUUUCUGGAAGUACAUGGCGGACCAUUUUUACCAUUCAAAUAAAUUAUCAUUAUGUUAUUAGAGCCCGACCAAUAAAUCUGUUGACCGAUUUAUUAUUGGACGAUAUUAGCCUUUCACGUAAAUAUUUAUAUCUGUCCUUAUUCCUCAGAUAAAGCACCAAUAUUCUAUAUAUAGAAUGAACAAAUACGUCUGGUCAUUUUUUAAAUGUUUCAAUGGUUGCCUGAAGAGGGCGCUCCACAAGCUGUUCAUUGAAUAAUAUUCAAUCUGUAAAUCAUGACGUGGGCAUGGUUGUUUGACAGUGAGUAGCUUGCCAGCGACAGCGUAAUUUGAAUAAGUAAAUAAUCAAAAGUACACUUCACCAAGCAAGCAGCCCUGUUCUCAUAGCUAGCCAGCAAUGUAGUUUGGGCCUAUCUAGCCAGCAAGGUAGUUAGCCUAGCUAGUGAUCAAUCUUUGCUACUUAACCUUGAUACAACUCAACCUUGAUACAAAAAUAACACAGUUACUGUCUGGGCCUAUUAAGUUAGUGAGCUUACUUAGUUUUGCAAUCUGCAAAAAGCAUGACAGUUGGCGCAGAUCUAUAAUUCAGGCCAUGCUUGCUUGCAUUCAUGAUGAGAAGAUUGUUUGAUAGCUAGCUAAAUUAGAACGUGUGUGACUAAAACCAGUGCGGCGAGCAUUUUCCUGCAUAAAAGUUUUCAGUCAUGACUUUUUGCUGAUUGCAUAUUUGGGAAAACUAAAUAAGCUCACUAACUUAAUAGGCCCAGACAGUAACGGUGCCAUUUGCAGUUGAAAUAUACAGUGUACAAAACAUUAGGAACACCUUCCUAACAUUGAGUUGCACCCCCAACAUUUGCCCUCAGAACAGCCUCAAUUCAUUGUGGCAAAAGCGUUCCGCAGGGAUGCUGGCGCAUGUUGACGCCAAUGCUUCCCACGGUUGUGUUAAGUUGAUUGGAUGUCCUUUGGGUGGUGGACCAUUCUUGAUACACAUGGGGAAACUGAGCAUGAAAAACCCAGCAGCGUUGCAGUUCUUGACACAUUCAAAUUGUUGCGCCUGGCACCUACUAUCAUACCCCGUCCAAAGGCACUUAAAUAUUUUGUCUUUCCCAGUCACCCUCUGAAUGGCACACAUUCACAAUCCAUGUCUCAAUUGUCUCUAGGCUUAAAAAUCCUUCUUUAACCUGUCUCCUCUCCUUCAUCUACACUGAUUUGAAGUGGAUUUAACAAGUGACAUCAAUAAGGGAUCAUGGCAUUCACCUGGUCCGUCUGUCAUGGAAAGAGCAGGUGCUCCUAAUGUUUUAUACAUUCCGUGUAUAGCUAGCAAAUACAUUUAGUAUUGAAUUAGUGUAAUUUCAAUUAUGGUUUCAGGAAGAAAACAUUUCGUAAUGAACAGCUAGCGUAUGCUUGUCAUAACAAGCUCUCAUUGCGAGGUUGCCAUAGUGUUUCUUUACAUGACCUUUAACUUGUAAAGCACUAGUGAAUUUACUCAAUACAAAUGCUGACGCUGACAUCUAGUGGUUAAAUGACUUAGUGCAUGUGACACUAGAUCCAAACUGUUACAGACCUAUAUCCAUCCUGCCCUGCCUUUUCGAAAGUAUUUGAAAGCCAAGCUAACAAACAGAUCACCGACCAUUUCGAAUCCCACUGUACCUUCUCCGCUAUGCAAUCUGGUUUCCGAGCUGGUCAUGGGUGCACCUCAGCCACGCUCAAGGUCCUAAACGAUAUUAUAACCGCGAUCGAUAAUAGACAGUACUGUGCAGCCGUCUUCAUCGACCUGGCCAAGGCUUUUGACUCUGUCAAUCACAGCAUUCUUAUUGGCAGACUAAAUAGCCUUGGUUUCUCAAAUGACUGCCUCGCCUGGUUCACCAACUACUUCUCAGAGUUCAAUGUGUCAAAUUGGAGGGCCUGUUGUCUGGACCUCUGGCAGUCUCUAUGGGGGUGCCACAGGGUUCAAUUCUCGGGCCGACUCUAUUCUCUCUGUAUAUCAAUGACGUCGCUCUUGCUGCUGGUGACUCAGAUCCACCUCUACGCAGACGACACCAUUUUGUAUACAUCUGGCCCUUCAUUGGACACUGUUAACAAACCUCCAAACGAGCUUCAAUGCCAUACAACACUCCUUCCGUGGCCUCCAACUGCUCUUAAACACUAGUAAAACUAAAUGCAUGCUCCAAUCGAACGCUGCUUCUGCCCGCCCGCCCGACUAGAAUCACUACUCUCGGCGGGUCUGACUUAGAAUAUGUGGACAACUACAAAUACCUAGGUGUCUGGUUAGACCGUAAACUCUCCUUCUAGACUCACAUUAUGCAUCUCCAAUCCAAAGUUAAAUCUAGAAUCGGCUUCCAAUUUUGCAACAAAGCCUCCUUCACUCAUGCUGCUAAACAUGCCCUCGUAAAACUGACUAUCCUACCGAUCCUUGACUUCGGCGAUGUCAUUUACAAAAUAGCUUCCAACACUCUACUCAGCAAAUUGGAUGUAGUCUAUCACAGUGCCAUCCGUUUUGUCACCAAAGCCCCAUAUACUACCCACCAUUGUGACCUGUACGCUCUCGUUGCCUGGCCCUCACUACAUAUUCGUCGCCAAACCCACUGGCUCCAGGUCAUCUAUAAAUCACUUCUAGGCAAAUCCCUGCCUUAUCUUAGAUCAUUGGUCACCAUAGCAACACCCACCCGUAGUAUGCGUUCCAGCAGGUAUAUCUCACUGGUCAUCCCCAAAGCCAACACCUCCUUUGGUCGCCAUUCCUUCCAGUUCUCUGCUGCAAAUGACUGGAACGAACUGCAAACAUUCCUGAAGCUGGAGACUCUUAUCUCCCUCACUAUCUUUAAGCAUCAGUUGUCAGAGCAGCUUACCGAUCACUGCACCUGUACACAGCCCAUCUGUAAUUAGCCCACCCAACUACCUCAUCCCCAUAUUGUUAUUUACAUUAUUUAUUUUGCUCAUUUGCACCCCAGUAUCUCUAUUUGCACAUCAUCUUAUGCACAUCUAUCACUCCAGUGUUAAUGAUAAAUUGUAAUUAUUUUGCACUGGCCUAUUUAUUGCCUUACCUCCAUAACUUACUACAUUUGCACAUACUGUAUAUAGAUUUUCUAUUGUUUUAUUGACUGUACGUUUUAUUUAUUCCAUAUGUAACUCUGUUGUGUUUAUCGCACUGCUUUGCUUUAUCUUGGCCAGGUCACAGUUGUAAAUGAGAACUUGUUCUCAAUUGGCUUACCUGGUUAAAUAAAGGUGAAAUAAAAUAAAAAUGUUACUGCAUUUCACUGCAUAGUUUGUGAACAGUGCAGUUUCAGAUUUACUUUGAGACAGUUUAAUUCAUUUGGCCCUUGUUUAUUAGUGUGCUUGUGAUGCUUCAGCACAAACACUUCUGCAUUCUUAUCCACUGCCAUAGAAAAAUCUUUAAGUUGUACAUAAGGUAAACUGAACAAGUGUUUUGUAUUUACUUUCGUAUUUAUAGAGGGUGCAGUUGCUUUUUGGUGGUUCAUGUAAACCACAAAUAAAAUGUUAUUUAAUUAAUGUUACUUUUAGUGUUUUAGUUAAGAAAUUAUUUAGAGUAUCUGUUAAUCCUUUGGAACACAAUUUGUGUAAAAAAGGUCUGGUUUUCAUUCCACCUCUAAAAAAACAAACAAUAUAUCGACAGAUCGGUAAUCAGUGACUUUUGCCUCCUUAAAAUCGAUAUCGGACCCAAAAAUCCCAUAUAAUUCGAGUUGUAGUUAAAUUUGGUAAAAACAAAGUCAAAUGAAUUUAAUUUAUGCAUAAGUGGCUGUCAGAUUUUUUUUUUUAAACCUCAUAUUUAUCAAGUAUCGUGAUACCAAACCUGGUAUCGAAGUAAAAAUUCUGCUAUCGUUACAAGACUAAUCUCCUCUACAUCCUAAAGCUGAUAUCUGGUUGAGAUGUUAAUAUCUGGUAGGGCAUAAUAUGCCUAAAGCUGUUAUGCAUGUAUUUUUGAGUAUUGCUGUCUGACUUGUCUGCCUAUUUUCCUCUGUUAGGCGCUGGCCUGGUUCGAGGAGGGAGAGGAGACCAUCACAGCCUUCGUUGAGCCUUUUGUAAUUUUGCUGAUUCUUAUAGCCAAUGCCAUCGUGGGUGUCUGGCAGGUAAGCAUAUAUUUUACAACCUUUUCCUUUUAAUAUGGUUAGCUUAGUUAUUCUUUGGGUUGGAUAGACUGUCCCACCCUAAGAGUAAUCGUUAAUUGAUUGUAGUAGGCCUAGCUUAUGAUGGGAUCAGGCCACGUCUACAGGCCAUAUACCCCCCCCCCCCCCCCCCCCACACUUAUAUUUUCCUACUAGCACUGAUGACCUCUUUAUUGAGGACAAUGAUAUGUGCUUGUCUCACCUAAUAGGGGUGUAAUGAUUAACCGAUAUUCAUUAAGAUUCAAAUGUUUAAGAUUGAAGUGCAUCUGUCUGCAGACCCCAAACCUAUCCAAAUAUAGCAUACAUCGGUCAGAAAACCAAUUCCGGUUCACAUGUUUUUGUUGUUGCUCAUAUUACAUUCUGUCUACCUUCUGAAAAUACCUCAUCUUUUGUGACAACUCUCUUUCAGUGUCAAACUGCAUGUAACUGCAAUGACAGUCAUUGAUCUACAAGUUAUUUUGCAUGUGUGCCAAAUAACCUCAGGCAAUAUCGGUAGCCUAGUCAAACUGCGCGAUUUGCUUUCGUUUUGGCCCUGACCAAGGCGAGGUAGGCGGCCUGUUCCUGAUCUUGCACAUAUACGCGGCACGUUCAGCAUUCAAGUGAUAAAAGGGCUUUCGUGAUAUUAGGCUUUAUUAGUUGAGUGACAACCUAUGUUCUAGGUUAUCUAUGUUUCACUGGAAUGAAAGUAAGCUACCGGAGACAACUCUCCUCUGGCUACCUGCUGAACGGGGCUUACAAUGGAUUUUAUUUUGAUUCAGGUUCACCAUCAGCAAUAGUUUUUGGUAGUUUUGGUUUAAAAAAGUGUAUACUGUCAUUUUUAGAUAUACAGGGUAAAGUUUCUAAUUUCAUAACGAGCAGUCAGUUUUGCAAGGUGCACUGCAUGGCCGAUGCAAGAGGAUAUGAUCUCUCUGUAGUGAAAUAUGUUAGGGAAUAUUGAUCGUAACAUGGUUUCACAACUAAACAUAUUUAAUUAAACAGUUUUUUUUAGUUUUUCUGCCGUGCGUAGGAUACGGUAGGCUAUGUUUUGUAUAACGGCACAAUCAUUAUUUUAAUUCAAGGUUUCUUUCGGCCUUGGACUCCUAUUCAUAAACUCUAAUAUGCUUGUUGGAUAUUUUUUGAAUUAAUUCUCACCUUAGAAAGUGCUGGUCAUUUCGUUCUGUUAAGCUUUGAAACAACAUCCACAGGGACCAUGUUUUCCACUCAGUUUCAACCUGUUGAACUUCUUUCAUCAAAUUGAUCAAUCACCGUGAGGUGAGUUUUAAAAGCACAUACUGUUUUGAUAAGUGUUUUGUGUUUUUCCAUUGCAUUUGCGUUGACGUCAGGGGUUAGAGGGGCAAUGGAGCCCUGAGUACCAGGCCAUUAGCGACCUGAUGGUCGUUGGCGAGAUGGGCACUACCAACACAUGUCCAGAGUGCAUAAAAGGAGAUUACCGUGACCGUCACGUGAAAUCUUACUGCGGUCAUGACUCAUAACUGCCGGUGUGGCAGUAAUAUGGUCACCGCAACAGCACUAGUUGUGCUAUAUAUUAAUUGGGUGUUUUCAUAGCUAAUUUGUAAAUGAUAAAUAUUGAUGCAUUACUAGCUCGAGCACUUAAUCUGCAAAAAUGGCAUGUCAAUUAGUGGGUGAUGGGGAUUUCAGAUCGAAAGUGGGGAGACAAAACAACAGGCUACUUUGAUUGCCUCACUCACUGUAAAUUGAGAGAAUUGAUUGUGUGCAUGAUGAAGAAAUGUAAGAAACUGAAAUGAUAGACACAUGGUAGCAAACAUGUUUUUUCCCUUGCUGGUGUAAUGACAAGGCUUCUGGGUCACUCCAGUCAGUGACCACCAUUAGUUGCCUGUGAUUGGCCACUGAGCUGGUUCCCCUGACGGAAAAGGCAGGGAUUGGAUGCCAGGAAGAGGAUUUGGAGGGAUCCCCGUGGACGUCUUCUGGUCAGUUCGUCUGCCUGUCCAAACGAUCCUUCAAACCUCCGGGGAGAGAGAAUGCCAUGAACAAAAAGACAGUUAAAAAUAGAUACAAUCUUUGAGCUGAACCAGAGGCUUUUUGUCCUCUGUUGUGACACAGGAGAAUGAAGCUAUACACUGGGCAUUAUGGCAUGUAGCUAUCCACGUUUUAAAACCCUAGUCAUUUAGUUUAGAAGUUGAAGUCAGUAGGUUGAAUCAUGGCUGUGUAAUGGUGUUGCCAGCCCAGUGCGUUAACAAAAAAAAAAAUACUUGAUGGAGAAGAAUAGUGAAACUUUAGUUAUGAGGGGGAAAAAAGGAGUAGCCUAUAUGAAUGGUUUUCAAUGUAAAACUCCCGAUCUAGAUAACAAUCCCCAUCCAGGCUAAAGAUAGAGCAGGCAUCCCACUGGAGCCCCUGGGCCUGGAGCAGAGAGAGGAGAGGUCCUAUUUUCCUCUCUGCCUUUCUUAGUCACCCUGAAACCCUCGUCCCGCUUUCUUCUCCUUGGUUUUAUUUUCAUCUGCGUUCAUUACCCUGACUGGCCUGAGAAGCCCUGGCCUUACCCCAGCCCCCCCUCCCCUACCACAUGCCAAGUUCUCCCUCAGUCUUUAGUCCUUUUUUAUUUUUUAUCCCUGAAUGUGACAACCUCAAUGGUUGUACCGGUAUGCCUCUCUGCGUGUGCUUUCCCCUGGACUUCUGGCUUAGUCCAGGGGGUUAAAGUGGCCUAUUGAUUUGGCCGUGUGCACCUGGGUGGCAGGAGCAGGCUUGGAGGCACACAGCCUAAUUACCUUGCUUUUUGCUCAGUGUCUUUUCAAUCUGAAUUGGAGCGGAGGCAGGAGCGGAUCACCCUAGAGUGGGGCCUGCUCGUGGGGCACAGGGACUCCUAGCAUCAGCCUGGCGGAUGGCAACACAAGAUUUUAAAAGAACACAGUAAAUAAUGCCGGGCAUCUCUGCAACCGAGGCGGCUACAGGCCAGUUAGUGUAGGGGGAUGGAAGUGAUGGGUUUACCAUAUUCUAAAUGUGUUAUCAUAUCGUGUGUAUUUCACUCUUGACACCUGUUGCCUAGGAAUUAGAUUAAUCACAUUUUAAUGUAGUUUUGUGAGGUAGAUUGACAAUUAAUCUCUUGAGGCACAGACUAAGGUUGUGGACAGGUGAUUAAAUGACAAAAGAUUGUCCUGUUGGGUACAUGUCCACCCACAGCCUGAGGGAAACCCAUUAAAUCAGGUUCAUACAGAGUCUGUCUGUUUAGUUAUACCUUUUUGGUCAAUAGUGUCAUUGACCACUGGAGUUUAGUAUAGAGCAGUCUUUCUUGCCUUAUGGCUUUUACAUCCUGCCAAUCUGUGGAUUUCUGAGAGAUUCCUCAACCAAGAGGAUGAAAUCUGUCUCUAGCCAUAGAACCCUGUGGUGAGUUGUUCUAUUCAGAAUACACCCUGGCUGCGUCAAACCUCUCAUCGAUAGCCAAGUGUUUUCUAAAUGUGCAAGAUGUAAAUUAUAUUACCCAAAUUUCAAAAGGACUCAUUGUAAUUCACAACAUUCUCUGGUUUCCUUUUUGGUCCUAUUGUUUUUUCGUUUGUGUAUGAUGAGAGAUCCACAGAUCAGCAUUGUAAAUACUGUGAUAUUUCUGUCUGACUAUUACAAUAUUCAAUGAUCUGUGGUUGGAUGCACUUCUCUCUUGGGUUUGAUUGAUUUGCCUCCUUGAGGGUCACUGUUCAAGUGAUCAUUUUCAUUGUUGAACCAUCUCUAAAUGCUCUUUGGAAUUUUGUGGGGGAUCUUGUCAUCAACCCCACACUUAAAGUUUACAUUAUCUCUGUGAAUAAUAUUGAUUAAUCUGGUGGCUUUUGUCUUACAGGAGCGAAAUGCAGAGAACGCUAUUGAAGCGCUCAAAGAGUACGAGCCGGAGAUGGGCAAGGUGUACCGGCAGGACAGGAAGAGUGUGCAGAGAAUCAAGUCCAGGGACCUUGUACCAGGGGACAUCGUGGAGGUGGCUGGUAAGAUGCUUCUAAUACACUGAGUGGUGAUCAAACCUCUCUGUAGAAACGGGCUAUUAACUGAUUAUUUGUCAACCAACCCCGCACAUGACUGCCCUUUUAUAGACAAGCAAACUCUGUCCCAGUGAUGUACAGUGCAUUCGGAAAGUAUUCAGACCCCUUGAUUUUUCCACAUUUUGUACGUUACAGCCUUAUUCUAAAAUUGAUUAAAUUGUUUUUUUUACUCAUCAAUCUACACACAAUACCCAAUAAUAACAAAGCAAAAACAGGUUUUUAAGAAAUUUUUACAAAUCUAUAAAUAAAAAAACCAGGAAAUAUCACAUUUACUUAAGUAUUCAGACCCUUUGGCAGCAAUUACAGCCUUGAGUCUUCUUGGGAAUGACGCUACAAGCUUGAGGAGUUUCUCCCACUCUUCUCUGCAGAUCCUCUCAAGCUCUGUCAGGUUGGAUGGGGAGUGUCGCUACACAGCUAUUUUCAGGUCUCUCCAGAGAUAUUGGGUUCAAGUCCGGGCUCUGGCUGGGUCACUCAAGGACAUUCAGAGACUUGUCCCUAAGCCAUUCCUGCUUUGUCUUGGCUGUGUGCUUAAGGUCGUUGUCUUGUUGGAAGGUGAACCUUCGCCCCAGUCUGAGGUCCUGAGCGCUCUGGAGCAGGUUUUUAUCAAGGAUCUCUCUGUACUUUGCUCCGUUCAUCUUUCCUCGAUCCUGACUAGUCUCUCUGCCGCUGAACCCCCCCCCCCCCCCCCCACAGCAUUAUGCUGCCACCACCAGGCUUCACCUUAGGGAUGGUGCCAGGUUUCCUCCAGACGUGACACUUGGCAUUCAGGCCAAAGAGUUCAAUCUUUGUUUCAUCAGACCAGAGAAUGUGGUUUCUCAUGGUCUGAGUCCUUAAAGUGCCUUUUGGCAAAUUCCAAGUGGGCGGUCAUGUGCCUUUUACUGAGGAAUGGCUUCCGUCUGGCCACUACCAUAAAGGCCUGAUUGGUGGAGUGCUGCAGAGAUGGUUGUCCUUCUGGAAGGUUCUCCCAUCUCCACAGAGGAACUCUAGAGCUCUGUCCGUGACCAUAGGGUUCAUGGUCACCUCCCUGACCAAGGCACUUCUCCCCCGAUUGCUCAGUUAGGCCGGGCGGCCAGUUCUAGGAAGAGUCUUGGUGGUUCCAAACUUCUUCCAUUUAAGAAUGAUGGAGGCCACUGUGUUCUUGGGGACCUUCAAUGCUGCAGACAUUUUUUGGUACCCUUCCCCAGAACUGUGCCUCGACACAAUCCUGUCUCUGAGCUCUACGGACAAUUCCUUCGACCUCGUGGCUUGGUUUUUGCUCAGACAUGCACUGUCAUCUGUGGGACCUUAUAUAGACAGGUGUUUGCCUUUCCAAAUCAUGUCCAAUCAAUUUAACUUAUUAAUUUUUUUGUGGGUAUUUUACCCCCUUUUUUUUCUCCCCAAUUUUGAUCUUGUCUCAUCGCUGCAAAUCCCCGCCAAACCGCGCUUCUUAACACCUGCCUGCUUAACCCGGAAGCCAGAUGCACCAAUGUGUAGGAGGAAACACUUGUGAUGCAGCCCGGGAUCGAACCCAGGUCUGUAGUGACUGCUCGAACACUGCGACGCAGUGCCUUAAACCGCUGCGCCACUCGGGAGGCCCCCCAAUCAAUUGAAUUUACCACAGGUGGACUCCAAUCAAGUUGUAGAAACAUCUCAAGGAUGAUCAAUGGAAACAGGAUGCAGCUGAGCUCAUUUUCGAGUCUCAUAGUAAAGGGUCUGAGUACUUACGUAAAUAAGGUAUUUCUGUUUUUUAUUUUUAAUACAUCUGCAAAAAUUUCUAAACUUGUUUUCGCUUUGUCAUUAUGGGGUAUUGUGUGUGUGUGUGUAGAUUGAUGAGGGAAAACAUUAUUUAAUACAUUUUAGAAUAAGGCUGUAACGUAAUUUUUUUUUGAUAAAGUCAAGAUGUCUGAAUACUCAGACUUUAAAAAAAAAAAAAUUAUGCAGGUCUGUCUGUUUUUAGGUGUGUGUCUUUGUGUGGGUGUGUUUUUGUAUUUCAUUUAUGUGUUCCUGUGUUUGUUUUAGAGGGCAUGCAUGUUCUUUCAUGUAUGUAGAUGGAGCUCUUUGAUCUGAGUGCUCUGAUAAUAAGCAGAGCGGGAUCAAAGCUGUGUUGCUCCUGAUCUCUGCUGCGCUCUCCCCAGUCACCCUGUCACCACCACUAAACCCCGAGAUCAGACACCACCUGGCAUUGGCUCUGCUAAUUGAUUUACAGACACAUUCACUGAAAUUGAUGAACCCAAACAGUCUUUGAUCUUGGCUGGUAAAUGUUUCAAUGUCUGAUGUAGACAAAACUUAGAGAGAUGAGCGCUACCUUUAUAGAAUUUGACCGUACUUAAUCACUUGCAAUGAGAGACAUUAGAAAGCUCUAAGCAGUUGACGGUCACGCUACUGCCAACAACAGAUAUUCUCAAUGUAAAACUGGCCACUGUUUCUCUCUCUAGAGGGAGAGACUGGGUGCGGUUGUUUGCAUGUGAACUCCCCCUAUGCUGUUGUAAAAUCUACCUGUACGUCACCAGGCUGCAGUGGAACGUGCUUGAGAUGAAAGAUUAACUAGGCUCUGCUAAAAAGGGAAGUUAUUUGCCAUAGCAGGCUCUCAUCAACAAUGUUUGGGAUGUAGAUGAGUCUCUCCCCCAACUUGCACAUCCACCCUGCUGAACACUGCUCAUCUCCCUGACUAAUCCAGUACAAUGGCUGCACCAGGUGAGUGGAGCUGUUACAUAAGACCAUGAGAGCUGUAAACCGAUUUGAGAGGGUCAUUCAAAAUGAGUUGAGUCUCUGUGUGUGGGCGAGUGAAGGAGGGGUUGUGUGAUUGCUUGGACAUGGGGAUCGGAUAUGGGAAAAGAAUAGGGUUACAGUGAAACCAGAAUACAGCGGCCUCAAUCCCCAUGCCCCCUCAGUCUUUGGAUCCACAACCCUUUCCAUGGCUUCCUUCCUCUUGUCACCUGGACCUGGCCUCCUCACAGAUUGACUAUUCUCCUUCAGCGUCACCAAUACAUCGCCCUGUCCUUUCCCCUUUUUCUCUCCUCGUCUUGCGCUCUCUGUCACCCAGCUUCCUAGAAAAUGACUUUUCUUUCUCUCUCUGCCUCAAAGGAAAGGUUGGGGGGGGGGUUAGCCUAUAACUUAUAUAUAUGCCCUUUCCCACUCCUGCCACCACACUAAGGACGUGGAAUGAAGGGCUUUGGUUAACCCCUCACUCUCCAAUCCCGGAGUAACUAGGGUAACUACAUACCAAUGAGGCAGAGUAUGUGGACAUUUUUUGCGGUGAGUAAGUAGAGGAGUUGAUGCAUGACUCGUAUGCUAAGUCACUAAGUGUCAUGUUAAAAGCAGCAUCUGCUUUAUGUCCUGGCCUCCCGACCCACCCACACCCCUCACUCACCUCUUCCCGUGAAGGUUGAGUCAGAGCUGACAGGCUGGGCUGGAGACAGCAGUGACCUUGAAAGUCUACCAGCAAGACGACACCUACCUACCUUCCACAUUUGUAUUCAUUAGUUUACUUGUCAGUGACCCUGCACAGUUUUUGACACACAUCAAAAUUGUCCAAUCAGUCUCACACACACUCUGAUUAGGUGCUCAUCUGCAUACAACCAAGCCAAUCAGUGCGGUCUCAUCAGGUCAAAACCCAACCGCCACACCUGCCUCCCUUUAGACGACAUCAAUGGUCAGAUAUCUGCCUACUGUUGCACCAUAAUAAACACGUUUUCCAUGACUGAGCGGUUUCAUGUAACUUGCUCAAAAUAGUCUGUCCCGAACUCUUUCUCCCCCAAAAUGUGUUUGCCAGCCAUUGGUACUGGCUGCUUCCUGGUGGACUUUGGGUUCACAGCGGUGGUGCUAACGAGUGGAGGGGACGACCUCAAUAUGAGCUGUGGCGCGUGCCAGAAACAUGAGACUGCCUUCACCAUCACCUCUGCUGUGGCUUUCACUUUAACUGCCUGGCUUGAGUGGCUUCAUCCCCCCUUAGAGGGAGAGGGCGACUAUGCAUUCUACCAGGACACAUGUGAGGUGGGAACGAGAGUGGGAGCCUGUGCUUAGCAGCUGUCAAGCCUAGGUUUAGCCUCCAGUGCUAACAGUAGCAUUCUCGGGCACUCUGUGAAAGGUUGCCUGCUAGUUGGCUGUCAGAACAGCAGCAGUUCUUUUCAUCUUUCGCCAGCUCUCCUUCAGGACUUUUUUUUUCAUUCCGCUGAGAUGUCACCUCUCACCACCAUCCCUUUCAGUAUUCAGACCCUCACCGGCCAACAGCUACUCUGUUGCCUUGGCAAUAACCCUGACCCCUUCGAGCCACAACAUCCUGUAUAUAGGAAUCAAACAAGCGCUCUCUCUCUCACUACACAUCCACCAUGGCAGGGGACUCUCAGAAUAGGUGAAACGACCCGGGAAACUGCAGGCUUACGUGCAACCUCGCCAGGGAGUCGUAGGAGCACUGGCCACUGAUGUUUCUGGACUCCCCCAUGUAGACGGAGCCCUGGGUGAAUGUAUACCUGUUUACCAGGACAGGAGGGGUGAUAUGACCUACUCUCCCCCCCCCCCCCCCCCCCCCCCCCCCCCCCCCCGCUUGUGGUCUGCAGUAACAUGUUUUACACAGCUCCACACAUGCAUACAAGAGCACCACUGCAGCUAAGGACAGGUUCCAUGUCACAACGCGUGCACAUGCAUUAGUGAAUGUUAAUCUUUGUGCUGAAAAGGAUACCCUUGGCCUUUGUGGGCUGAAGUGUGUGUUGCCUCCGAUUUUUAUCUCUCUCUGAGAGGAUCUUUGAGAUGUCGGGGGGAUGAAAAAGGUACUCAACCUGGAAACGACAGUCUGUCCCGUUCUCAGAACGUUGAGCUGCUAAAUAAAGCUUCCUCCAUGCUGAUGGAGAGGGUGACUUCUACAACUUCUAAUGCAGGCUAGUUCACACGUCCUCACAUUUUUAGAACCCCAUGUCUGUGGUCUGCAGUGGAAAGAGUCAGUUAGGAUUAUCAAAACCACAUCGACGUCUGAGGACACGGUGUGAUACUCGGCCCUGCACAAUGACUAAUGGCACGGAUAAGGUUGUGCGUUUCUCCUAAUGAACUGUGAAUUAUUUAUCUAUGGAGUUAUUAGUAAAUGACCCUCAUUGACCCUGCUUUUUGGAUUCCCCGUUGAUGGCACCGAUCCAUCCUACUCUUGUCAAACAUGUUUUGAGCAGCUUGUCUAAUGAACUAACAGCUUGACGAACAGCUUUUCUAAUGAAGACCUAUUCUUACAGGCGCUCUGCUCUCAUUGUCAUCAAAAGUAGGUUACCCUACUAUUCAUGACCCUCUUAACCAACCCGAUGUGUAUAUUGGGAACAUGCUCCACUGUUAGCUAGUUUGGUUUAGGGGCAUUUUGAUAGUGGAUCUUUAUAAAUUGAGUCCACAGGGGGUGGGGGAAAUAUUUAGUAUAUUCUGCACUUGUAUUUGUUGUUGUUGAUCUACCCUCAUCUCACUCCUCCCAAUCCAUCCUUCAAUCUCCUGCUGUUGAAAUUGAUCUAGUUUGACGCCUGGUGGGUGAUAAUGACGUUUUUGACAGCCACCAAGGAUGAGGAGAAUAGCGCUCCAUUUCAAACUUUACUGCUGGAGUUGGCACAGUUAAGGCCAGAGUUUUAUCAGAAUGUUGGGAGGGAUAAAGCUAGACAUAAGUAGCUGUUUCUAUUGCCUAGCCACUUGUCCCCAGUGCUGGCUAGGUGGCCUCCCCUGUUCCAUAAGGCCCAUAGAAGAAACUCCUGCCCAGCAGUGUUCACAUCUAAACCCACACUACUGCACUGUAGAACUGAUCAAAAUAGUUUUCCCAUUUUUGGAUGUGUGUUUUGCGUAGGGCUAUCCCCGACAAAAGAAAAUCCUGGUUGACCGGAUUUCUUUUGGUGUAUUUUUCCAAAUAGACACACCUUAUGUGUUUUAAUAAAAUAAACUAUAUGCUUUAAGCGAACUGUUUGAUGAAAUAAGACACAAAUGACUCGAGGAAGCCAGAGAUAAAGAUAACUUAACCUGACCCAACCAUCCUCCUCCCGCUCCUGCUGGCUUACACAGAUUCUGCCUUUACUCUCCAGAAGUUGCCGGUAAUAGGCUACAUGAGGAGUCAGCAACCUUUCUCAUGUGGAAUGCCAAUUUAUCUUACAAUUUCUACCGAUCUGCGUGCCAGUUGUGGUUUUCAUAUGCACAUUUUCGUGGAACAGUAGCGCUCGAAACAAAAGACAAUGACUAAAUUGACAAAAAUCGUAAAUGGAAUUAAAUAAACCAAAACUUGUUUCUCACAAGUGUAGCAUAAGUUGUGAGCUCUGCAAACAACGUAUCCACUGUAAAAGACUGGAAUAAUAAUAUAUUGAAUGCAUUAACAGAAAUUACCAUAACUAAACAAAUAUUGUAGAUUAGAAAUGAUAGGAAUUAAUGGUAAAUGUACUACUGGUGAUAUAUUUAAUGGGGAAUUGAUGGACACUAACAAUCAAGGAAAACAAUUCACACAAUGAAGUUAAGAAACAAUGAAUGUGCACAAAUUGGAGAGAGAGAGCACAUUCUGGAGAAAGACGUGUGUUGUGCGUCUUGGCCACACUCCCCUUCUUGGAUUGUGCCAUCCACGUGGCCCCACGCAACGGAUUAGUUCACUGAGAUGGGCACGACUCAGACGUUUGUCUCAUGUGCCAUAAAAAAAUAUCGAUAUAUUUGCUAAUGCUCUGGAAAAAAAAAUAUAUAUAUAUAUAUUGGUCGACCAACAGCCUGUCGACUAAUUGGGGUCAGCCCUAGUUUUGCAUGUCGGACAGUAGGCCUUCCCUUCAGUCUUUCUCUAUAUGAAGUAGUUGGAGUAAAUACACAGUAAAACUACACUACUCAAAAAAAUAAAGGGAACACUUAAACAACACAAUGUAACUCCAAGUCAAUCACACUUCUGUGAAAUCAAACUGUCCACUUAGGAAGCAACACUGAUUGACAAUACAUUUCGCAUGCUGUUGUGCAAAUGGAAUAGACAACAGGGGGAAAUUAUAGGCAAUUAGCAAGACACCCCCAAUAAAGGACUGGUUUUGCAGUUGGUGACCACAGACCACUUCUCAGUUCCUAUGCUUCCUGGCUGAUGUUUUGGUCACUUUUGAAUGCUGGCGGUGCUUUCACUCUAGUGGUAGCAUGAGACGGAGUCUACAACCCACACAAGUGGCUCAGGUAGUGCAGCUCAUCCAGGAUGGCACAUCAAUGCGAGAUGUGGGAAGAAGGUUUGCUGUGUCUGUCAGCGUAGUGUCCAGAGCAUGGAGGCGCUACCAGGAGACAGGCCAGUACAUCAGGAGACGUGGAGGAGGCUUUAGGAGGGCAACAACCCAGCAGCAGGACCGCUACCUCCGCCUUUGUGCAAGGAGGAGCAGGAGGAGCUCUGCCAGAGCCCUGCAAAAUGCCCUCCAGCAGGCCACAAAUGUGCAUGUGUCUGCUCAAACGGUCAGAAACAGACUCCAUGAGGGUGGUAUGAGGGCCCGACGUCCACAGGUGGGGGUUGUGCUUACAGCCCAACACCGUGCAGGACGUUUGGCAUUUGCCAGAGAACACCAAGAUUGGCAAAUUCGCCACUGACGCCCUGUGCUCUUCACAGAUGAAAGCAGGUUCACACUGAGCACGUGACAGUGUCUGGAGACGCCGUGGAGAACGUUCUGCUGCCUGCAACAUCCUCCAGCAUGACCGGUUUGGCGGUGGGUCAGUCAUGGUGUGGGGUGGCAUUUAUUUGGGGGGCCACACAGCCCUCCAUGUGCUCGCCAGAGGUAGCCUGACUGCCAUUAGGUACCGAGAUGAGAUCCUCAGACACCUUGUGAGACCAUAUGCUGGUGCGGUUGGCCCUGGGUUCCUCCUAAUGCAAGACAAUGCUAGACCUCAUGUGGCUGGAGUGUGUCAGCAGUUCCUGCAAGAGGAAGGCAUUGAUGCUAUGGACUGGCCCGCCCGUUCCCCAGACCUGAAUCCAAUUGAGCACAUCUGGGACAUCAUGUCUCGCUCCAUCCACCAACGCCACGUUGCACCACAGACUGUCCAGGAGUUGGCGGAUGCUUUAGUCCAGGUCUGGGAGGAGAUCCCUCAGGAGACCAUCUGCCACCUCAUCAGGAGCAUGCCCAGGCGUUGUAGGGAGGUCAUACAGGCACGUGGAGGCCACACACACUACUGAGCCUCAUUUUGACUUGUUUUAAGGACAUUACAUCAAAGUUGGAUCAGUCUGUAGUGUGGUUUUCCACUUUAAUUUUGAGGGUGACUCCAAAUCCAGACCUCCAUGGGUUGAUACAUUUGAUUUCCAUUGAUAAUUUUUGUGUGAUUUUGUUGUCAGCACAUUCAACUAUGUAAAGAAAAAGUAUUUAAUAAGAUUAUUUCAUUCAUUCAGAUCUAGGAUGUGUUAUUUUAGUGUUCCCUUUAUUUUUUUGAGCAGUGUACAUCCGAAGAACAAGCCCUUUUAAGUUCUGCAUGCUUAAUCAACCCCACUGCCUAAAGCAACUUAUCAGUCCCUUCAUCUUCUUCUGUAUGUAAAUUGUAAAAUCUUUUGUAAUGUCUUUCUCGUUAUGUCGGACCCCAGUAAGACUAGCUGUCGGCUAAUGGGGAUCCUAAUAAAUCAAAUCAUAUUAAACCUCAAUAUCAUUUGGAAAUCCCUGUGUGUUGUUCUUUCAGGCCGACAGAAGGAUACACUGGUACCCUCUCAGCCGUAACUAAUAAAUGUCAAGAGCCUUUAAUAGCCUCUUGUGCCUGUCCCAUUUCAGUGGUGCAAAGAGUUGUUUGGUAAUGGGAGAUUUACAGUUUGUGUGUAUUACCAAAGCCCUGUGUUAGUGGAAAGAAUGAGCUGCCUUCUAUUUCGGCCCCCACAUAAAUCCAGUGGAACAUUUUUUAUAUUUUUUGACAGAUCACUUUAUCUGAGCUGUUAUCCAGCAAAUAUGUUUUGUUUUAUGUCAUUGGCUGACAUUCUGCACGUAUGAGUGAGCCAGUGGUUUCCUGUGUGGGGAGAAUUUGAUGUUGCCUGUGAACGCCAUUAGUGUUUACUAUUUUUCACAUGAAUAAACUUGUUGAGGUUUAUAAGGCCGUAAUCCAUUUACUGGAGGUAUCCUCAUCAGUAUCAUCCACUCAACUGAAAUACCUGUUUUAAAAGGCUCUAGUUGUGCUUAAUGGUUUCUCCCUCCAUUUUUUGUUUUUCUCCACAGUUGGCGACAAAGUUCCUGCAGAUAUUCGACUGACCUCUAUCAAAUCUACAACCCUGAGGGUGGACCAAUCCAUUCUGACAGGUGAGUCAUACUUUUCAAUUGGCGUCUUUGCCCUUGCUCUUGCAGCCAUAAAAGCAUUGCAAGAAUGAAAUGUUUCAGGGAUUCAUAGUCUGAAGAUUAUUUAGCCUUGCUGUUUCUGUGUGUAGAGCUUGUAUUAACUUGUAUGUAAUUGCCAGUGUUUGUUGGGUUAUAUGGGCUGAUGAAUGGCUCCAGGUUGAGUCACCACUUGAGGAUGACCCUGAAACUGUCAAUGUGAGAACAAAAUGAUAAUUUCUCUCACUCAGAAUGACUCCCUGAUCAUUUAUUUGAGAGGUAGUCAGCAGUGCUUAGUAUAAAGAGGGAGGAUAGACGUUUGCAACGCCAGGGUUGUGGGUUCGAUAAAAUAAUGUAUGUGCUAACUGUAAGUCGCUCUGGAUAAGAGCGUCUGCUAAAUGAUUAAAAAUGUAAAUGUUAUGAGAAGGUAGUCCUGCCUUAACUUCUUAAGGAUCAGACCUUUAAAAAAAAAAAAAAAUAAUGAUAUUGACAUACCCAAAUCUAACUGCCUGUAGCUCAGGACAUGAAGCAAGUAUAUGCAUAUUCUUGAUACCAUUUGAAAGGAAACACUUUGAAGUUUGUGGAAAUGUGAAAUUGAUGUAGGAGAAUAUAACACAUUAGAUGUGGUAAAAGAUAAUACAAACCAAAAAACAUGCUUUUUCUAUUUAUUUCUUUGUUCCAUCAUCUUUGAAAUGCAAUAGAAAGGACACAAUAUAAUAUUGCAGUUUAGGCGCAAUUUAGAUUUUGGCCACUUGAUGGCAGCAGUGUGUGAAAAGUUUCAGAUUGAGCCAGUGAAGCAUUGCAAAACUGGAUUAUUUUGUAUCAAGUCUGCCCAAAUGUGCCGAAUUGGUCAAUUGAUACAUUUUCAAGGACAUAACUAUAGAGAACAUACAAAAAUGAUAUGGUAAUACAAAAUGUAAGUUUACACACUCCCAGGAAUGUCAUACAUGAUGGAUCAUUAGCUUAUACACUAACUUUCACACAUCUAGAUGGCCGGGUGGGGUGGGUGUGGAGCCAGAGACAGCAGGGGUUCAAACUUUAGAACCCUGUUCCUACAUUUGAAUAUAAAAAUGGAUUUGAUCAAACAAAACUAUGCUACAUUUUAUCUCUGGGACCCUUAGGAUGACAAAUCAGAGCAAGAUUACUGAAUGUAAGUACAUUAUUUACCUUCAGAGGUGAAUGUAUCAAACCAGUUGCCGUGAAACGUUUUUUUUGUUGUUGUGCACUCUCCUCAAACAAUAGCAUGGUAUUAUUUUCACUGUAAUAGCUACUGUAAAUUGGACAGUGCAGUUAGAUUAACAAGAAUUUAAGCUUUCUGCCCAUAUAAGAGACGUCUAUGUCCUGGAAAGUUUGCUGUUACUUACAACAGUCAUGCUAAUCACAUUAGCGCACGUUAGCUUAACCGUCCCGUAUAGGGGACACCGAUCCCGUAGAGGUUAAUUUGGGGUUCAGCAGCGACGCUGGUGAAAUCAUAUUGUAUUAGUUGGCAUUGAUUCUUUUCUGCCUAUUUGUGAAAAAAAUCAUAUUCCCGUGAGAUGGUAAGGACUAGGAGGUUGCAACCUUGCAUGAUGGUGAAGCACCAAGGACCACGCCCUCUCAUGCAAUGCCAUGCCAAUUGGCCACAUGGUGGCGUUAUAACAAGCAAUUUAAAAUGCUAACUUUUAAAGCUCACGUCCCUCACCCCGUUUGCGUUAGUCCUGAAAUUCGGUAUGAAGAUCCCUCUCCUCACAAGGAACAAAUUUGCCUCAAGGACCCAUAAGGUCCACCAUGAUGACCGAUCUGCACAAAACUUGAUACAUGGCAUCUAUGGACCAAGCACUCACAAAUUAUGUUUUUCCAGGGUAUCAUCUCAAACAACAUGACUAAACAUUCAUGUUGGCGUGGUCUGGCACAUAAAUGCAUGUAACUCUGACACGGAUAUUCAUUUGACAUUUACUUUUUAGUCAUAUAUAGCUGACGCUCUUAUCCAAAGCGACAUACAGUAGUGAGUGCAUACAUUUUCGUACUGGUCCCCCGUGGAAAUUGAACCCACAACCCUGGCUUUGCAAGUGCCAUGCUCUACCAACUGAGCCACACAAGUGCCAUCAUAUUGUAACAAAUCCUGGUAUGCAUGUUCCACUGUCAAGACUUAACAUAUGUGAGCACAUUCAUAUCGACCACACGGUGGCGCUAUAACGGACAUAUGUUUAUCAAUCUAUUUGACUCAAUGAUGACAUUUGGCGCACGCUCAUGGAUAUGAGUCUAGCUUAUCUAUAUAAAGAAUGGUUCAGUUUAGCUGCAUGGUGACGCUGUUGGACAGGAAAAAUCAAUCAUGCAAGCUCAUUGGCUCAUAGCGGCCAUGUUUGAGCAAGAGUCUUGAAAAAUAUUGUUGGAAGAUGUGCAUCUGUAGAUGCUAUAUACAGUGAGGGGAAAAAAGUAUUUGAUCCCCUAUUGAUUUUGUACGUUUGCCCACUGACAAAGACAUGAUCAGUCUAUAAUUUUAAUGGUAGGUUUAUUUGAACAGUGAGAGACAGAAUAACAACAAAAAAAUCCAGAAAAACGCAUGUCAAAAAUGUUAUAAAUUGAUUUGCAUUUUAAUGUGGGAAAUAAGUAUUUGACCCCUCUACAAAACAUUACUUAGUACUUGGUGGCAAAACCCUUGUUGGCAAUCACAGAGGUCAGACGUUUCUUGUAGUUGGCCACCAGGUUUGCACACAUCUCAGGAGGGGUUUUGUCCCACUCCUCUUUGCAGAUCUUCUCCAAGUCAUUAAGGUUUUGAGGCUGACAUUUGGCAACUCAAACCUUCAGCUCCCUCCACAGAUUUGAUAUGGGAUUAAGGUCUGGAGACUGGCUAGGCCACUCCAGGACCUUCAUGUGCUCCUUCUUGAGCCACUCCUUUGUUGCCUUGGCCGUGUGUUUUGAGUCAUUGUCAUGCUGGAAUACCCAUCCACGACCCAUUUUCAAUGCCCUGGCUGAGGGAAGGAGGUUCUCACCCAAGAUUUGACGGUACAUAGCCCCGUCCAUCGUCCCUUUGAUGCGGUGAAGUUGUCCUGUCCCCUUAGCAGAAAAACACCCCCAAAGCAUAAUGUUUCCACCUCCAUGUUUGACGGUGGGGAUGGUGUUCUUGGGGUCAUAGGCAGCAUUCCUCCUCCUCCAAACACGACGAGUUGAGUUGAUGCCAAAGAGCUCGAUUUUGGUCUCAUCUGACCACAACACUUUCACCCAGAUCUCCUCUGAAUCAUUCAGAUGUUUAUUUGCAAACCUCAGACGGCCCUGUAUAUGUGCUUUCUUGAGCAGGGGGACCUUGCGGGCGCUGCAGGAUUUCAGUCCUUCACGGCAUAGUGUGUUACCAAUUGUUUUCUUGGUGACUAUGGUCCCAGCUGCCUUGAGAUCAUUGACAAGAUCCAACUCCACUAGGUAAGAUCUUGCAUGGAGCCCCAGGCCGAGGGAGAUUGACAGUUAUUUUGUGUUUCUUCCAUUUGCGAAUAAUCGCACCAACUAUAAUAAAUAAUAAUAUGCCAUUUAGCAGACGCUUUUAUCCAAAGCGACUUACAGUCAUGCGUGCAUACAUUUUUGUGUAUGGGUGGUCCCGGGGAUCGAACCCACUACCUUGGCGUUACAAGCGCCGUGCUCUACCAGCUGUCACCUUCUCACCAAGCUUCUUGGCGAUGGUCUUGUAGCCCAUUCCAGCCUUGUGUAGGUCUACAAUCUUGUCCCUGACAUCCUUGGAGAGCUCUUUGGUCUUGACCAUGGUGGAGAGUUUGGAAUCUGAUUGAUUGAUUGCUUCUGUGGACAGGUGUCUUUUAUACAGGUAACAAACUGAGAUUAGGAGCACUCCCUUUAAGAGUGUGCUCCUAAUCUCAGCUCAUUACCUGUAUAAAAGACACCUGGGAGCCAGAAAUGUUUCUGAUUUGAGAUGGGGUCAAAUACUUAUUUCCCUCAUUAAAAUGCAAAUCAAUUUAUAACAUUUUUGACAUGCGUUUUUAUGGAUAAUUUUUUUUCUGUCUCUCACUGUUCAAAUAAACCUACCAUUAAAAUUAUAGACUGAUAAUUUAUUUGUCAGUGGGCAAACAUACAAAAUCAGCAGGGGAUCAAAUACUUUUUUCCCUCACUGUACCUAAUUUGGUGCAGAGCGGUUCUGUAGAAAAAUAUAUUUUUAAAGUAGUAAACAUACAUUUAAAAUGGUCCAAAAUACAUCAAAAGCAUAUUGCAUGAUCAGUUUGAUUUUGAGUUCUGAUAUUUGGCAAGCGUUGUAAACGGUACAUAAGUAGCUCGUCCUAGGGCGACGUGUGCAAUUUGUCCUGAUGGUGGCACAGUGGGCCCACAGCUGAACCCCGGCAUUGCUGCUUGCAGCUACACUACAUGGCCCCAGCCCAGUCAUGUGAAAUACAUAGAUGAGGGCCUAAUUAAUUUAUUUCUAUUGACUGAUUUACUUAUAUGAACUGUAACUCAGUAAAUCUUUGAAAUUGUUGCAUGUUGUGGUUUAUAUUUUUGUUCAGUGUAAAAACUUAUUUCACACACUAUAUGGCCAAAAGUAUGUUGACACUCCUUCAAAUUUGUGGAUUCUGCUAUUUCAGCCACACACGUUGCUGACAGAUGUAUAAAAUCGAGCACACAGCCAUGCAAUAGACAUUGGCAGUAGAAUGGCCUGUACUGAAGAGCUCAGUGACUUUCAACGUGGCACUGUCAUCGGAUGCCACCUUUCCAACAAGUCAGUUCAUCAAAUUUCUGCCCUGCUAGAGCUGCCCCGGUCAACUAUAAGGGCUGUUAUUGUGAAGUGGAACGUCUAGGAGCGACAAUGGCUCAGCCGGGAAGGGGUAGGCCACACAAGCUCACAGAACGGGACGGCCGAGUGCUGAAGCGCGUAAAAAUAGUCUGUCCUCGGUUGCAACACUCACUACAGAGUUCCAAUCUGCCUCUGAAAGCAACGUCAGCACAAUAACUGUUCUUCGGGAGCUUCAUGAAAUGGGUUUCCAUGGCCGAGCAGCCACGUACAAGCCUAAGAUCACCAUACGCAAUACCAAGCGUCGGCUGGAGUGGCGUCAAGCUUGUCGCCAUUGGACUCUGGAUCAGUGGAAACGCGUUCUCUGGAGUAAUGAAUCACGCUUCACCAUCUAGCGGUCCGACGGUUGGCACAAAGCGAGGUGCAUACAGAAAUGGUUUGAGAUCGGUAUGGAAGAACUUCACUGGCCUGCACAGAGCCCUGACCUCAACCCCAUCGAACAGCUUUGGGAUGAAUUGGAACGCCGACUGCGAGCCAGGCCUAAUCGCCCAACAUCAGUGCCCGACCUCACUAAUGCUCUUGUGGCUGAAUGGAAGCAAGUCCCCGCUGCAGUGUUCCAACAUCUAGUGGAAAGCCUUCCAGAAAAGUGGAGGAUGUUAUAGCAGCAAAGGGGGGACCAACUCCAUGUUAAUGCCCAUUACGUAUAUUUGGUAGGGGAGUUUGGUAUUUCAGCUGCUUUUCCCCCUCCUCCCAUUCAUGGCUAUAAUCUGUGAAAAGCAGUGCAACGCUUGCUCAGCUGAUUACCCACUAGGCCUUGCUUUCCCCUGCAGUGCAGAUUCAGGAGUGUGAAAGUCCUUCGGAUGCAGCGUUUUGUAAUUGGCAGCCCUGCUCAGUCAGCUGUGAAGUCGAAACACACCCGUCAACCUGUCACCUUAUUGCUCUGUAAGGGCUGCGCUUGAUCCCCCUCUUCCUCAUCCCUCUUUUUGUCCUCCUGCAGGAGAGUCUGUUUCUGUGAUCAAGCACACUGACCCGGUGCCUGACCCCCGGGCUGUCAACCAGGACAAGAAGAACAUGCUCUUCUGUGUGAGUCUUUAGAAAACCAUGAAAUACCUCUCUCCCCCCUUUCAUCUUGCCUCUUCAGUACAUGAUCCUCUUUCCCUUUUAGCAAACCCAAGACUUAUAAUCUCCUCUUUUCUCCUCCGUUCCGUCUAUCAUCUCCAUUACAUGUUCCUCUCUGGGAUUUUGAUGGCAGACCUCUUAUCCUUAACCCCUCGUCUGCUUCUUCCCCAGUUAUUUUCUGCUCCUCCCUCACUUGUUCAUGUCCCAAUGUGUAUUUGAGGUAAUUACAUCCUUCAGCAGUGUACACCUGUAGUCUCACCAUCUCUCCUUUCUCCUCCACAGGGCACCAACAUAGCAGCAGGUAAGGCGGUGGGCGUGGUGGUGGCCACAGGCGUCAACACUGAGAUCGGGAAGAUCCGGGACGAGAUGGCGGCCACGGAGCAGGAGCGCACGCCACUGCAACAGAAGCUGGAUGAGUUCGGGGAGCAGCUGUCCAAGGUCAUCUCCCUGAUCUGCAUCGCCGUGUGGCUCAUCAACAUUGGCCACUUCAACGACCCCGUCCACGGAGGCUCCUGGAUCCGCGGCGCUGUCUACUACUUCAAGAUCGCUGUGGCUCUGGCUGUGGCCGCCAUCCCAGAGGGUAAGAGAGUGGGAAGGGGGAGUGAGGGGAAGCCGUCUAUAGUAUACAGAAACCAGUACAUUGGGCUCCAGCAUAGUUAGUAUGUCAAACCCCCUCUUAUCUCCAUCUCUCUCUCUCUCUCUUUACCAGGGCUGCCCGCUGUCAUCACCACCUGCCUGGCUCUUGGAACCCGCCGCAUGGCCAAGAAGAACGCUAUCGUCCGCAGCCUGCCCUCCGUGGAGACCCUGGGCUGCACCUCUGUCAUCUGCUCGGACAAGACCGGCACCCUCACCACCAACCAGAUGUCUGUCUGCAGGGUGAGUCCCCAUCCCCAGAGCACCAUGGGGGGAGAUGGAUGGUGGGGUGGAUAGGGUUUUAGUUGGAGUAGGGGCGGUUGAUGUUUAGUAUUAUGGUUACGUCUGACUCUCAGGGUCAUAUUCAGAGUUUAAAACGAACAUUACCUUAGUAGUGAAAAAUAUCAAUGAUUCUAGCCUGGUGAGUCUUUUUAGUGCAAAUAAGUCUCCAGCUGCUCAAUGCAAAAGACAUGCAAAAACACCACCUCACACCUGGCCUCCUAGGACAAGCUUUCAGCACUCCUCUGCACUGGCAGGUAGGGGUCCAGCUGAGCUAAACAGAGCCUACAGCAGCCUCUUCCACACUUUAUUAGCUCCCUGAACUCAUCUUUACUAGUAUUCUCUAGUUUAUUUAGCGGUCUACUUGCUUAAGGAGAAGGCUAUGUUCUUGCCAACCAUGAACAAUCCAUUCAGUGAAACAUUACAACUGAUUUGGCAUCAGAACAUCCCUGGAAAGAAAGCAGUCUUGACAGCAUCUGCUGACAGUGUGGAUUUAUCCCCAGGGUAUUGUCGAGGUUGAAGGACAACACUGUAUAAUGAAGGAUUCAUUUAUUUGCAAGCACGGUUUAAAUUAGAUUGGAAAGUGGAGGCUAUGAAAUUACGCUGUUCCUGUAUUGAUUGAAUUCUAUCCUAUUAGAUUGAUUAAAUGCAUCUGCCGAAUUCUGUGUAGCUUCCUGCCCCCACCUUGUGUGACUCAUCACCAAUCUGAGGGCAGUGAAAAGACCGUAAUGCAUUAUCACCCCCCCCUCCCCCUCUGUUCCCCAGCCUGUUUCCCCAAUGGUCUCCUCUGCUGCUAUUCUCUUCCACUACAUCACUCCUGCCCUCUCUUCUCACGUUUAAAUCCCUCUUUCUCGUAUUCUUCAUCCCUCGACCUCUCCCCCUCUCUCACAUGAAGUAUUCUGAUCUUUAUACAGCAGUCAGUCACUUGCAGUAGUGUUGCAUAACUGACAUUGUGUUUUAGAUCAGUCUUUCUCCCCCCUAACAUGGCAGCAUGAUGCAGUUCUUGGAAUAAAGAGGGAGGGGAAAGAUUUGAAGCAACAUCUUGUUUACGUUGUCAAAUUGUAUUCAAAGGUUUUUAGCAUAAUGUACUUUUUAAACUUUUCCUGUACCGAUACUGCAAUUCGGCUGCUGUGUGAGAAGGGUAGCUCUAAAAUUAGCCGGCUGGAGUAGAGGAAUGUUUCUUAAUUUAUUCAGUGAAUUUGGUAAAGCAUCCCUGACGUCACGGCUCUUUGAAGUCUGUACUCUGCCUCAGGAGAGAAGGGAAAGAGAACACCGGUUCAUCCUUUUUAUUUGGAUAUUUCUCUCCAUCUCUCAUCUUGCCUUGAUUCUCUGCAGAGCAGGCGCCUGGGAGAUUAGUCUCACUCAGUGUGUGUGCGCGUGUCUCUCCAUUGCAUGCCAGCUGUGGAGGAGGCAGGCUUGCCCUCUUACUCACGCUCUCUCUGUAUUUUCUCUCACGCACAUGCUCCCACUCUUUCUCUCUCCAUCUCACUUUGCUCUUUCUCUCCUCUCACCCUGUCUGCUUUAUAUCUCCCGUCUCCUCCUCACUCUUUCCCUCCCCUGUCCCGCCUCCUUGCUGGUUUGUGUGUUUUGUUCCUUAUGGAGAACUAAUGUCCUCCUACUCUUCCAUCACAUUGUGUGGGCUACCAUUCAUUUACAUAGGGAUGACAUCCACGCAUUCAUCCCAGCAUGGAAGUAAAUUGGUUACCCUUGCGUACCCUGCAGUGAACACCUCUCCAAGAGACCUACAGCCACCAAUGUAAAGUGUGCUUAAUCCUUAGUGUUUUAUUCCCAGGCGCAGUAGCAUUUAUUUCGUUAAUUUGCCUAAGGCUGUUAUGGUUUAUCAGUGCUCUACUUGUAUUGCAGUUGUCUGCUGCCCCCUACUGGGUAGGCUGCUGCUACUGCAUGUAGAUCAGUGGACGCUUCAGUGUGAGGUUGAUUCAGGGGAUCUAGAGAACUACUGGUUGUGUAAGUCCAUAAAAUAACUUGCUGUGUGACUUGUAACCUGACACAUUCUCUCCCUGUGUGUUCUAGAUGUUCAUUAUUGACCAGGCAGAGGGCAAUAGCUGCUCCCUGAAGGAGUUCACUAUCACUGGCUCCACGUACGCCCCUGAGGGACAAGUGUGAGUAAUUAGUGUGUGUGUGUACACACACACACACACACAGUCAAUGAAACAUGUGGUGUAGUCUCAUUGUCAAUACACCACACAUCCUACCUGAGCUCACUGUUCCCCCUUUUCCAUGGCUGUUGUCUUUUAUUCCAGGUACCAUGAUGGUAAACCAGUGAAGUCCUCCCAGUAUGAUGGCUUAGUGGAGAUGGCCUCCAUCUGUGCCCUGUGUAACGACUCCUCCCUGGAUUACAAUGAGGUUUGUGUCCUUUAUACAUUUCACUGUUAGGUUCCGGCUGGUUGAAAAGUCUCGGUCACACAAGCCUUUAUCAGUGGUUGAUUUAUUGAUUUGAAUAUCAGUAGUCUUCACCAUUCUGUUGUGGAUAUACAAGUAAACUGGUUUUAGUUGUUCAUUGCUACGAUCUUGCUAAUAAGUGUGUGUGUGUUUCUCCUCAGACCAAAGGUGUAUAUGAAAAGGUGGGCGAGGCCACAGAGACUGCCCUCACCUGUCUGGUGGAGAAGAUGAACGUGUUCGACACUAACGUCAAGGGCCUGUCCAAGAUCGAGAGAGCCAACGCCUGCAACGCUGUAAGCCACCGUUUGCUACUCUCUCAAUCCCAACAUGAUUAUCAUGUGAAAGUAUUAAACAACUGAGUGUUCGUCCCAAAUGUCUCCCUAUUCCAUUUAUAGUGCACUACUUUUGACCUGAGCCCUAUGGGCCCUGGUGGUCAAAAGUAGUGCCCUAUAGGGAAUAGGGUGGCUUUAAGGAUGCAGACAGAGUGGUCCUACUCCAUCAGACAUCCCCCAGGUUGUGCUGUUCCACUCCUCCAGUUAAGGAUGUGUUGGGGUGUGUUUCCUCUCUGUGUGGGACAGGUAAUCAAGCAGCUGAUGAAGAAGGAGUUCACCCUGGAGUUCUCCAGAGACAGGAAGUCCAUGUCUGUGUACUGCACCCCCAACAAGGCCCACUCCUCCAUCGGCAAGAUGUUCGUCAAGGUAAUGAUGAGGAUCCACCCACAGUAUUGCUCGGAUAGUAGACCAUAUGGACACCUGAGAAAUUCCCUAUAUGGUGCACUACCUUUGACUAGGGCCCAGUAGGGCAUUAAAUAGGAAAUAGGGUGCCAUUUGGGAUGCAGAUCAAAUCAAACUUCAUUUGUCACAUGUGCCGAAUAAAACAGGUGUAGACCUUACCGUGAAAUGCUUACUUACAAGCCCUUAACCAACAACGCAGUUCAAGAAAGAGUUUACUUUAUUUGGUAAAUAUUUUUAGUUAAAAAUAAAAUAAAAAGUAACACAAUAAAAUAACAACAAGGCUAUAUUCUAGAUGCCACUUCAUAAUAACUAUGAUAAAUGUUAGGAUUUGGGCACAUCUGUUUGUGUACCAGAUUACUUUGAGUGUCUGUUUAAGCAAUAGGGCCCGAGGGGCUGUGGUGUAUGACCAAUAAAUCAAAUCAAAUUUGAUUUGUCACAUGCGCCGAAUACAACAGGUGUAGACCUUACAGUGAAAUGCUUACUUACAAGCCCUUAACAAACAAUGCAGUUUUAAGAAAAAUAAGUGUUAAAGGAAAAAGAAAAAAAAAACAAAUAAAGAGCAGCAGUAAAAUAACAGUAGGGAGGCUAUAUGCAGGGGGUACCGGUACAGAGUCAAUGUGCGGGGUCACAGGUUAGUCGAGGUAAUAUGUACAUGUAGGUAGAGUUAAAGUGACUAUGCAUAGAUAAACAGAGUAGCAGCAACGUAAAAGGGGGGGGGGGGGGGGGGGGAGACAAUGCAAAUAGUCCGGGUAGCCAUUUGAUUAGCUGUUCAGGAGUCUUAUGCCAUGGGGGUAGAAACUGUUAACAAGCCUUUUGAACCUAGACUUGGUGCUCCGGUACCGCUUGCUGUGCGGUAGCAGAGAGAACAGUCUAUGACUACGGUGGCUAGAGUCUUUGACAAUUUCUAGGGCCUUCCUCUGACACUGCCUGGUAUAGAGGUCCUGGAUGGCAGGAAGCUUGUCCCCAGUGAUGUACUGGGCCAUACGCACUACCCUCUGUAGUGCCUUGCGGUCAGAGGCCGAGCAGUUGCCAUACCAGGCGGUGAUGCAACCAGUCAGGAUGCUCUCGAUGGUGCAGCUGUAUAACUUUUUGAGGAUCUGAGGACCGAUGCCAAAUCUUUUCAGUCUCCUGAGGGGGAAUAGGCUUUGUCAUGCACUCUUCACGACUGUCUUGGUGUGUUUGGACCAUGAUAGUUUGUUGGUGAUGUGGACACCAAGGAACAUGAAGCUCUCAACCUGCCCCAUUACAGCCCCGUCGAUGAGAAUGGGGGCGUGCUCGGUCCUCCUUUUCCUGUAGUCCACAAUCAUCUCCUUUGUCUUGAUCACGUUGAGGGAGAGGUUGUUAUCCUGGCAUUACACGGCCAGGUCUCUGACCUCCUCCCUAUACCAGGCUAAGGGCUGUUCUUAAGCAUGACGUGAAGCAGAGUGCCUGGAUACAGCCCUUAGCCGUGGUAUGUUGGCCAUAUAACACAAACCCCUGAGGUUCCUUAUUGCAAUUAUUGACUGGUUACCAACAUAAAUGGAACAGUAAACAAGUAUUUUUGCAUCAUACCUGUGGUAUAUUGUCUGAUAUACACACGGCUGAAAUGCUGUUUCAGCCAUCAGCAUCCCGGACCGAAGCUACAUGGUUUAUAAUUAAGCAAUAAGGCCUGAGGGGGGUGUGGCCAAUAUAUCCCAGGUAAGGGCUGUUCUUAGGGACGACGCAACGCCUGGAUACAGCCCUUAGCGUGAUAUAUUGGCAAUACACCACAAACAAACUUAAUUAGAGCAGUAAAAAUAAAUGUUUUGUCAUACCCGUGGUAUGCGGUCUGAUAUACCACUGCUUUCAGCCAGUCAGCAUUCAGGGCUCAAACUACCCGGUUUAUAAUUGUAGUUGAAUGUACAGUAUGUAGUAAAUGAACAGAGGCUGAUGCUUUAUUUCCCCUGGUUUGACUUUCUGUCUCUCUCUCCAGGGAGCCCCAGAGGGAGUGAUUGACAGGUGCACUCACAUCCGUGUGGGCGGGAAAAAGGUGUCCCUGACCCCGGGCAUCAAGGACAAGAUAUUGUCAGUGAUCAGGGAGUACGGUACGGGGCGCGACACCCUGCGCUGCCUGGCUUUGGCCACAAAGGACAACCCCGUUGCCAAAGAGGACAUGGUGCUGGAAGACUCAAACCGCUUCAUCGAAUACGAGGUGAGAGAAUGGAGGGAGAGUGACAGGAAUAGCAGAGCAUUUAUUCAGAGAAGUGAUUUAAGACCUACUGUAUAGGAGAAACGUGAUUCUCCGCACCUUAGUCCACAUCACAACUGCUGCUACCAGACUCUUAUUAUACUGCUCAAUUUAUGCACUUGCCGCCAAUCCCCCCCUUCCCCCAAUACACGUAUAAAUAUUGGACUAUAAAUUGUGCCUUCCUGUAUUAUACUUGUGCUAAAAUGUUUAUUCUAUUCUACUGCCAUUUACUUUAUGUUCGCGAUCUUAUUUUUAAAAACGAUUUGUUAUUGUUGUAUUGUCGAAGGAACCUGCAAGGAAGCAUUUCAUUGGGCGAUGUAUACCAUGUGUAUCCCGUACAUACAGUACGACAAAUAAAAUGUAAAACUUGAGGCUGCAAAGUAGUCAUAAGUGUAUAUUUAAAAAAGUAAUACUUUUGAUAAUUGGAUGAGGUGUUGCGAGUGAGCCAAAGCCAGGACUCUAGUCUAGUCUGACUGUCCCCCUGUGUCUCUCCCCAGACGGACCUGACGUUUGUGGGCUGCGUGGGCAUGCUGGACCCCCCCAGGGCUGAGGUGGCUGCCUCCAUCAAGCUGUGCCGCCUGGCCGGCAUCCGUGUCAUCAUGAUCACCGGUGACAACAAAGGCACGGCCGUGGCCAUCUGCCGCCGCAUCGGCAUCUUCAGCGACAACGACGACGUCUCAUCCAUGGCCUUCACUGGCCGCGAGUUUGACGACCUGUCGCCGGCCGCCCAGCGAGACGCCGUGGUCAACGCCCGCUGCUUCGCCCGCGUGGAGCCAUCCCACAAGUCCAAGAUCGUGGAGUUCCUGCAGUCCAUGGACGAGAUCACAGCCAUGGUGAGACAUGGUCCACCUGAGACCUUCCUCAUCAGUUUGUGCAGCAUUUAACUGAAACUCGACACUUUGUGGUUCGGCUUUCAUGAUACAUAAGCCCUCAGCAUGUAAUGUUACCUCGAAUCAAUACAGUAUGUGAUUAGUCUAAACCUAUCCUGUAGAAUAGUUGUUUAGAUGGUUAACCAUAGCCUGUCCUUUCCCCAUGGCCAGACUGGUGAUGGAGUGAACGAUGCCCCUGCUCUGAAGAAGGCAGAGAUCGGCAUCGCUAUGGGUUCAGGCACGGCUGUAGCUAAGUCAGCCUCUGAGAUGGUUCUGGCCGAUGACAACUUCUCUACCAUCGUGGCGGCUGUGGAGGAGGGCAGGGCCAUCUACAACAACAUGAAGCAGUUCAUCCGUUAUCUCAUCUCCUCCAACGUGGGAGAGGUCGUCUGGUAAGGAUCCUGACUUUGUCCCAAAUGUCACCCGAUUUCCAUUUAAAGUGCACUACUUUUGACCAGGGCACUACUUUUCACCCAAUAGGGCGGUGGUCAAUAGUAGUGCACUAUAUAGGGAAUAAGGUGUAAUUUGGGACGUACCCCACAUCUCCUCUCUUCAGCGAGAAAAUCAAUAAACGGUCCUCAGUGCCAUGUUAACAAGCCUCCAUGUAAAUGUUUUUCCAUCAUUCCUACAGCAUCUUCCUGACCGCUGCUCUAGGCUUCCCCGAGGCUCUGAUUCCUGUCCAGCUGCUGUGGGUCAACCUGGUGACGGACGGCCUCCCUGCCACCGCCCUGGGCUUCAACCCCCCCGACCUGGACAUCAUGAGCAAGGUCCCCCGCAAUGCCCGCGAGCCCCUCAUCUCUGGAUGGCUCUUCUUUAGAUACCUCGCCAUCGGAUGUGAGUGGGCCUCUAUAGAACAACACAGAAAUAUAGCUUCAUUGUUUUUAUUUAGUUAGAAGUGUUUAGGCUGUUGUGUGUAUCCAGAUAGCCAUGUGACUCAUGUGCUCUACCUCUUCAGGCUAUGUGGGUGCGGCUACAGUUGGGGCUGCUGCCUGGUGGUUCGUUGCUGCUGCGGACGGACCCAGGAUCACCUUUUACCAACUGGUAAGAUGCCAAUACAACACACACACACACACACACACACACACACAGUUACUCUUACUUAGCUGCUUUUCUCCUCUGCCCACAGAGCCAUUUCCUGCAGUGUGGUCCUGAGAACCCUGAGUUUGAGGGUUUGGAGUGUGGGCUGUUUGAGUCCCCCUACCCCAUGACCAUGGCCCUGUCUGUGCUCGUCACCAUCGAGAUGUGCAACGCCCUCAACAGGUCAGACUAUGCCACUACAUCUUUCGCAUUCCCUCUCUUAUUUCACUGUUGCUUUAGGCUUGUCACUAGUGUCAUAAUGUUGUGAGAUUAAUCUGGUAUACUUGGUGAAAUGAUGGGCAAGUGGCUCCCAAAUGGGUGUUCAGUCAGUGAUUUAACCCAGUUCUCUCUCUCCCUCAGUGUGUCAGAGAACCAGUCCCUGCUGCGUAUGCCCCCCUGGGAGAACAUGUGGCUGCUGGGAGCCAUCUGCCUCUCUAUGUCCCUGCAUUUUCUCAUCCUCUAUGUGGAGCCCCUGCCGGUGAGACUACCUGCACUAAUAAUGGGCCUGAGGCUACCAGAAAUGCUUUCUAGAACAAUAUAUUAUAAUGCUAGUGUAAGAGGUGGGAUGGGUGGAGAAAUGGAGAAAGCAGCAGAGGUUAUCCUGCUCGCUCAUGUUAUCCUUUCCUCCACAGAUAAUCUUCCAGAUCACCCCUCUGAACCUGACCCAGUGGCUGAUGGUGCUAAAGCUCUCCCUGCCCGUCCUACUGCUGGAUGAGGUCCUAAAGUUAGCAGCCAGGAACUACAUGGAGAACUACCCUGGUAAAGAGCUGGAGAAGCCCAGCAGCAAAGGCUGCUCUCUGUUUGCAUGCAUGGAGGGCAUCUCCUGGCCCUUUGUGGCCCUCACCCUCCCCCUGGUGCUGUGGAUUUACAGCACCGACACUAACAUGGCAGACAUGUUCUGGUCCUGA